Messenger RNA from Camelina sativa (false flax), 1258 nucleotides. RefSeq names its product transcription factor MYBC1. Lineage: Eukaryota; Viridiplantae; Streptophyta; Magnoliopsida; Brassicales; Brassicaceae. Gene Ontology annotation, cellular component: nucleus. Gene Ontology annotation, molecular function: DNA-binding transcription factor activity; DNA binding. Gene Ontology annotation, biological process: regulation of DNA-templated transcription. The record is from RefSeq and is a predicted model, not a curated record.
GGCAAAUUUGGACGCCAUGAACCGAACCGUGUCAUGACAAUGACAGUUCAUAUGCUCUCUCUCUCUCUCACAAGUGUAUUACUAUUUUUAUUUUGAUUUUUCAAACUUUCUUGUUUCUUAUUCAUAUUUGUAUAUCUUUUUAUACAAUAAAGAAUCAUCAAUUUAUUCCGUUUCCAUAACCCCAUUAACACAUUAUUCGAGAGAAAUGGAAUCAGCCAAUCACUCUCAUUUCCUCCAUAUAUAUCAUUCUAUCUACAAAUAUUCACUAUAGUUUACUUUGUUCUUUUCCUCACCUAAACUAAAAGAUCCACCUCGAUCCUCUCUCCUCCGUUCUUUCCUCCGCCGCCGUCUCACAAUCAACCACCGCCUCUAAAAUGAGAGAAGAUAAUCCAAACUGGUUCCUUAGAUGGGAAGAAGAGCUUCCUUCACCGGAAGAACUCAUCCCUAUCUCUCAAACCUUGAUCACUCCUCAUCUAGCUCUCGCUUUCCAAAUCGGAAGCCCUAAUCAUCAUCUCGGUUCGAAGAGAGCCACAGCUACUUAUCACCACCACCAGAAGCUUCAACCAUCCACCACUCCAACAACUCCAACUCUAACUCCUCAACCGAUGAUGAUGAAUUCUGAUUUCGGCGGUGGCGAUUCCACGGAUCUUGGUUCAGGAUCGAUCGGAGGAGAGCCAGCAAGAACGCUGAAACGACCGCGCUUAGUAUGGACGCCUCAGCUACACAAACGUUUCGUUGACGCUGUUGGACACUUAGGGAUCAAGAACGCAGUUCCAAAGACGAUAAUGCAACUAAUGAGCGUUGAAGGGUUGACUAGAGAGAACGUCGCGAGCCAUCUUCAGAAAUAUCGUCUUUACCUUAGGAGAAUGCAAGGCGGGAACGGUAGUGGAAUCUCCGGUGGACACGUCAUCGUCUCCGAUUCAGCAACUGAUCGUUUGUUUGCGAGCUCGCCGGUUCCGGCACAUUUCUUGAACCAUCAUGAGUACUUGAUGCCUCCAUUAGAGCAUCCGUAUAUGGGGAAGCAUAUGAUCACUCAGCAAAACCAAGUGGUUCGUAAUCUGAAGUAUGAAGAUUCCGAACAUGGUAAUGGAGAUGGUGGUAGGAAGAUUCUUAAGCUCUUCCCUGCGGGAAAUUAAUAUAUUUGAAUUCUUAACUUCAUUUUUAAGGAAGUAAUAAUGUUAAGGUAUGUGGAUUAUCUUGUGUAAUUUGCAUUUUUCCUCAAACUUAAUAAAUGUAUUGUUAGUGUAUAUCUUUUUUA